GCAGAUGCUUAAGAGGAGAGUGCUGAGAUUGCAAGAAACCCCUCUAACUACAGAUGAUGACCUGGAUUUGGACUAUGCUAUUAUUAAACACACACUAAGCAGGUGAUUGUUUACCUAUAACUUAUUUAACUGCUCAGAUUCAACUGAGCAGGUGUUGAUAGUACUACAUCUACAACCAAGACACCAAAGCAUAUGCUGAAGAUCCUCUUAAGUCCAAGGAUGCUUUUCUUGACACAGUAUUGCAAGGGUGUACCAUCUAUAUAUGUGGAAACACCCUGCUUGAGCAACAUCUCCUCUUUUCCAUAGUCUCCUGGUCUGGAAGAUUUGGAGAGUGGUGAAGAAUCACUGUUAGAAAGGCAUCUGCAGAUUUUGGCUCUUUACACCAUGUUGUUAUGUUCUUGUAGGGGUUUUGGGGCUGCAGAAGUUUAUCACAGGAUUGGACUCUGCAUUUUGAAUAGUGUUUGUGACUUUAAUUUAAUUUGACCUGGAGGACCAGGUUACCCACACACCCAUCCUUGCUGAAAUACUCAGGGACUUUUAGUUGACUCUUAACUCUGAACAAAGAAAGCACUUGCACAUAAACAUACACAGGUCUGUCAACACACACAGGCCAGCUAUAUCAGAUCCACAAGACCUAAAAUUGCAUAAAAACCAUCGUGACAUAUGCAAUUCACUUGUUCUUUCAUAUUCUCUGAUACGAACAGAAACUGACCAGUGUUGCAUGGGCAGGCAGGAGGCAGCCAGUGGACUCCCAUGCUGGGACACCCUGGGAUCUCUGCCCUCAUCCUGCCAUCACCACACAAACCCCUUCUGCAUCACUUGUCUCUCACAGGGUCAAGGUCUUCAAGGUGCUCGGUGACCUGCCCCAGAGCCAUGGGGACCCUUACCCCAUCUCAGGGUACUGCUCCUAGCUGUAGGAGGAGAGACCUCCAGUGGAGAUGGGGACUUUCUGGGGACAAGGACCUCUUGGCGCUGGUAUAGGAUCCUCUGAGGUCAGGGACCUUCAGACUCUCAGGGGACAUGUGAUUUGAGGGUCAUGGGCAGGCAACAUCCUCACACUGAGGUGGCCCUGUUCCCAGCUCCAUGGCCCUCUGCUUCCCCCAAAUGAACCUGCUGUAUCAGGGUCAGGGCCAGGGUGUUAGAAUCACUUACAAGUUUCUCACCAGAGGAGAGGAGACUUAUUUAAAAUUUGAGCUGGAAAACCUGGUUAUGUCAAAGCAGAUCUUAGGCCCAGCUGCCUUCCCACUGCAUGUCACCAGUGGCAGAUGGACUAGUGGGAGCUCUGGGACUGAAUGUAUUGGAAGCACUAGGAUGGAGGAGCUGGGCUGGCCGUGCUAGGAAGGACAUGCUUGCUGGCAGCCUGAGAGGGCAUUCUCAUUGCAUGUUCUCAGUGGGCACUGGUAGCACUGAGAUGAGCUAUACUGGGAGUCCUAGUGUAGGAGUACUGGCAGCACUGGGCUGAGGGUACCGGGACCACUGGGCCAUACUGGAAUGGGAGGCACUGGGGGCAAUAGGAGCAGUGUGCUUUGGGGUGUGGUUUGGAGGCUGGAUCUGCUAGGGCAGGCAUUCUGGGGGAGUAUUUGUGGUCCAUGGUGGAUAUUUGAGGGUCAUGAACUGGUUUUGGGAACUAUUUUGGGGUCUAAGGAUCAUGGGGCAAAGGCUGCCCCACAGAGUGGCCUUCCCCCUCCAUGUCUGAGCAGUGGAGGUGAAGCAGGUUUUGGAGUUCAAUGUGAUGCUGGAGUGGGAGUCCCCUCAGGAUAACAGCAACUCCAAGGGCACCCACUGCACUGUGCAGAAGGUGAUGGGGAAACCCCCACCCACUGCCCCCCAGCUGCCUCCCCUCAGAACCCCCAAAUGAUGCUUGGGUCCUCUUCUGGCUGUGCGGGGACAGCCUGGAUGCCAGUGUUCCACUUCUGGCCUUGGGGGAACCCCAGACACGUGGGUCUCCUCCUGGCUGCUGGGGGCUACCCAGACAUCUGUAUCCCAUCCUGGUCCGGGGGGCCAUCUGGGCAUCUGGGUCCUAUCCAGAGGCCAUCUCAGGGAAAGCACACCAAAAUCUCUUUGAGGAGAUGCCCAAAUGCAUGUCCCCUCCUGGUUGUGGUGGGCACCCCAAACACCUGGGAGUUUUGUGUUUUGGGGUGCCACCUGUGGUCUGUCUCGGAGAGCCCAAAGAGGGAGUGAGUGUGGACAAAACCACCUCUCUUUGCUGCCCCCACAUCCAGCCUCCUGGGUCUUUCCAGGAUUUUGAGACUGACCAGGUCCCUAACUCAGGCCAUGUGUCCGUGUGUGUGUGUGUGUCCAGGCCUUCCACUGCAGCACUUGGCCCUUGCUCGGCCCCACGGCUGGAAGCACCGUGGCAGCUGAAUCUCUGCCCUCAGCUGCGCUGUACCGCGGCAGCCCAAGCGGGGACGACACCUGAGGGCACGGAGGGCCUUGGGGUACCCCCAGAGCUGUCCUCCCAGCCCGAGGCAGAACGCAGGUGGAGAUCAAGGAGAACAAGGGAAUUUUUGGGGUUCCUAACCACAUGUUCCCCCAAUCCAAGUGGCUGAGGGAAAAGGGGGCCAUCAGGGAGGACCCCUUCAGCCAGGCGUCCCUGGCCCGGCACAGCUGCAAACAUGGGACUCGAUGAGAGUAAGAAGUCCCUCCCAAGCCGGCCUCUCCAUGACUCCGGCACCGCCAGGGCCAGGCGUUACCCGGCAACAAGCGACACCACAAACACAGGCACGUGCCGCGGGGCUCGGGAAGGCAGAGGAAGAGCAGGAAGGAGGCUGCCGGCUGCCCACAUUCCCAGCUGCGGCUUCCUUCCGAGCGCGGAGGACGGACAGGUGCCGAGUUUCCGGGCAGGGCAGCAGCCAUGGUCUCAGUCAGCCUGUUACAGCUGCUGGAUGACGCCAUCGGGAAGCCCGAAGUCAAUAUCAACUUGGAGGCGCUCCGCAGACUGCUGGAGGUCAUUGUGGAACACCUGAGCCUGCUGGGUCUGCAGGACGCGGUUCCCGAGGCGGGGGCCCAGGAGGCCGCGCCCGGCCCGCAGGAGGAGGAGGGGGCGCGGGGCGCGGGGCAGCGCUCCGGGCCGCCGGGGGAGCCGCCGCCCGGCCAGGAUGAGCUGCAGGAGACCAGGAGCCGCUCUCCUGUCACCUCGGUGGCUGCCGACGAGGGACAGAUGGAGAAGAUUGAAGCCAAAGAGAGUGGCAUCUCCAAGGCCACUGCUCUCUCCCAGGAGUCCCACCGGGAGAUGGCUGGGAUUAAGACCAUACAGCUCAGCAUGGGAAAGGAAAUCCAGAGGAUUAAGGAGUCACUUGGCCAGACCACGGAUCUCUGCAAGGAUCUCUGUAAGGAGAUCAAUGAGAUGAAAGCCACACAGUCCCGCAUGGGAAAAGGCAUCCGGAUGAUCCAGGAAGCACUUGGCCAGAGGAGCCUCCAGGAUGCUGCUGGCCAGCCACUGGUCCUCCACGACCAGCCUGCCCCUGCCAAGCCCCACACCUCGGACAUGGACAAGCUAGGGCAGAGCCCUGGUACCCAGAGCACCACCCCUGGGAUGCAGACAGGGACCCCCAGUGCCCAAAGUGGCACCACUGGGACACAGCCUGGUUUCCAAGCAGGCCUUCCAGCUAUGGAGAGCAUCCUCAGAGACCUGUCUGAGCUCCAGGGCCAGAUGUCCUCCCUGCAGAACCUGGUCCAAGACCUGCAGGGUGAGAAGGAGAAGAUCAGACAGCUGCAGGAUACCCUUGGAAAGCUGGGUGUGACGGUAGCCGAGCGCAAAGUGGAUGGCACCAACGAGAUCCCCCUGCAGCUGGAGCCUGCGCUGCUGGAGAUUAAGCAGGAGCAGAAGGAGCUGAGAGAGGAGCAGAAUAUUACCAAGGCCACACUGAAGCAGCUGGUCACAGCUGACCAGCUUCAGGAGCAGCUGAAUGAGUUGAGGGCAGUGAUGGGAACUGCAAGGCAGCAGCAGGGAGAGUCACGCUUGGACAACAAGCUUGUGAGGAAGCUCCUACACCGCUGUGAAAGGCUCCAGCAUCAGGUGGACUCCCUGGUGCCACAGCAGCUGCAGAGGUCACUGCCAGAGAAGACCCAGGAUGAGGAGCUGCUAAAGAGCAUCCAGGCCACCGUUGUGCGGGUGGAAGGGGACUGCGAGCAGCUGGGCUAUGUCACGGGGAGCCUCCGGGAUGACCAUCGCCAGCAUCAGAAAGAUAUCGAGGCUCUGUUCCGGUCCCUGGAGGGUCUCGAGAAGAAAGCAGACAAGGAGGACCUGCUGCUGCUGAAAGUGGACAAAGCUGCCCUGGGCAGCAAAGUCAGUUGUGCCCAUUUUGAUGAAAGCAUGGAGCGUGUGGAGGAGAGGAUGCGGGAGUUGCUGAGACGGGUGAUGGGUCAGGAGCAGCGCUGGCAGGAGGCCCAGCAGCAGUUCAGUGAUGCCCUGGACUCCAAGCUGGAUCGCCUGGAGCUUGGGCCUUUCCAGAAGCAGCUAGAGGAUACGUGGGCAAAGAUCAUUAAGGAUCUCAAGGAUGAGUUGACAGUAGAGAUUGAUGACGCUGCUGGAAUUAAGCAGCAGCUGCUGGUCCCAUUCAAGUGCCUGUCCUGCGACCGGCAGCUCAACGUGCAGGUGCCUGGCGCGCACAUUGACGCACUGCCGCUCUUUCCACCGCUGCCCGGCAGCCACGCUGCACACCCCCCUACCAUCACCACCGAGGAGCAAGCACAACAGCAUGGUCACAGGAAGCUGGUCAAUAGCAAGUUCCUCAAGUCACAGAGCUGCAAGGGUCGGGACACAUCUAAUGCACUGCUCAAGGGUGAACUACACCUCUCCAAAAAGCCUGGCGUGACUGAGCUGCUGGGCACAGAUGACUGCGUGGAUCAAGGUCAGGAGCACGGGCCUGAAGUGGCAAAGAGGGCACAGGAUAAGCUGGGUAUGGCCUGUCAGGACACCAGUGCUAGGGGGAGAGAGCACCAGCUCUUUGCUGGUGAUGGGUGAGCAGAGCUCUGUCUGCACACCUGGGCAGGUGCAGGGAGGGUCUGGGGUCUGGGGCAGGCUGAGGAGGGGUGGAAGCAGGAUGGAGGGGGGUGACUGGCAGAUGGGACAACUGGUCCUCGGGUGUGUUCAAGACAGAGUGCAGCAUGGGGAUGGCCCUGGCCAGUGUGGGAAAACAGCCCAUGUGUUGGAAGGCAGGGGCCAAUACCCUGUCCCUGAGGGUCUUUGGCCAUGCAGAUGCCCUUGGGCUUCAGGGAGCUUAGCUCUGUCCUUCAUGCCCAGGCCCCACCACCUUAGUAGAGCACCAGCCAGCUUCAGACCUCAAACACUGAUCCCGGGCACUGCAGCAUUUGCUGCAAAUCCAGUCCCCCUGGAUGGAACCAGCAGCCAGGCAGCUAGCUUUGACUGGAUGUUUGGAGUCCUGCAUGAAGAAAAGACCGGGACAGCUGCCCAAAGGGAUUUCUUUUCAAGUUAAUAAAAAAAUUUUAACCUGCUGUGUUUGAGGUAUUCUAAGCAAGACUGAUUUCAAAACUAUCCCCUCGCUUCAGAGCUGCCGCCCUAAAGCUGGACAGGUGCCACAGGGAAGGGCGAAGUUUUGGUGGGGACAGGAGCAGCAGAGCUUGGGGUGAGGCCCUAGACUGGGUCAUGUGGGUAUAUGGGAGGUGUCCCUGAGCCAGGCAGAGGGGCUGGGGUUGCCCCAACCCAUGGGCUGUGGAGGUGCAAAAGGUGUAGUCCCUGGGUUGUCCCCCCACCCAUGCUGCUGGUGCCCCUGAACUGAGCUUUGGCGAGGCUGCAGCAGCACCACACAUCUAGGGGGAGCUUGAGAUGAGCCCGAGCAGCACUGCUCCCUCUCCCGCAUCAGGCUCAGGGCAGGGUUUAAUAUCAUCAUCACCAUCAUCCAUGAUUUACACUCUGGGUGAGGAGUGAGCUGGAGCACCUCCUCGGGGCCUGGAAACCAGAGUGCGCCUUCCUGACUCUCCUCCCAGGACACUGCAUUCACAGCAUUAUCCUAUUAUCACAAUGGGCUUGGACCUGCUUUGAGCUAUCAGUGUCCUCCUGCUUCUUGGCACCAUUAUUUUAUGGCCAGUCACCUGCUGGUCAAACAAAAGUGCCAGUAUAAAGAAGGUUCAUUCUUCCCCUGGGCUGACUGUUGAGUACAGACAUGAGAGUGGUGAACUGUGGCCCCAGAGUGUGCAGCAAAAGUGUGCAGGGGGAGCAGAGGGUCAUGGAGCUGGCUACGGGCCCACCUCAACA
Molecule: messenger RNA, 6217 nt
Organism: Passer montanus (Eurasian tree sparrow)
Lineage: Eukaryota; Metazoa; Chordata; Aves; Passeriformes; Passeridae
Product: glutamine-rich protein 2-like
Exons: 15
Coding region: 2855-4966 (703 amino acids)
Source: RefSeq, a predicted model, not a curated record